GGUGGCUGUCAUAUCCGGUCUGCUUGUGUUGUUGUUUUUCCUGCCUGGCGGAGGGAGUGGGGAUGUACUGACGGCUGGGAGGAAGAGAGGAGCGACAAGAAAGCCUUGGGAAGAGAUAAGAUAGAAAGGGAAAAGGUCCUGGGUUGCACCGUCCGUCAGGUUAGGCAUCAACCAUCUACAGAUUGCAACACCGUCUGACCAGUCACUAAACCGGGGGUGAAAUGUCGUCGUCUACCAGUCGUCAGCUUAGCGAAAGCAGGGCCAUUCCAACCAGGACGGUGUUGAUCAACGAUAGAACGCAGCUACCUCAUGAUUAUUGCACCACCCCUGGAGGCACUUUAUUUUCAACUACUCCGGGAGGGACCAGGAUCAUCUAUGACCGUAAGUUCCUAUUGGACCGGCGUAACUCCCCCAUCGCCCAGACCCCCCCGGCCCACCUGCCCAUCAUCCCCGGGGUGACCAGCCUCAACGUCCUGACCGAGAACAGAAGGAACGAGGCCAACAACCACAUCAAACCCCACAACAGUCAUGGCAAGACAGCCACCGGUGAGGAUGCUCAGUUUGAGAUGGACAUCUGACCUCACCUGAGGAACCACACCGGAACAACAGAAGAAGAAACAAACCUGGUUCCUGUGCUGUGUUCCAGUGGCUUGGCUUGUAGAAACCAAUGUUGUGAGCUCUCACAUCACUCACAGCAGCCAUCUUCUUUCGCUCUCUGUCUCGCCGUCACUGGGUGUGAUGUAUGUAAACCACGCAGAUAAACUAUACCAUGUAAUACGUUAACUGUACGGCCAACUUGGCCCCAUACUGUGGCUCUGUUUCAAUGUCCAUGCUAGCAUACCACUUAGAAUGAAGCAAUGUAUUUGACAUGCAUCCUAAGUGGUAUGGUAGUGUGGAUAUUGGAAUGUAGCCUGCAUGUGUUGUUGCCAACUCAUCUAUCGUUGUCAAGCCAUAGUUUGGCAUGACAAUGAAACAACACAAAGAGGAGUUGGCUACAAUACAAACUGACUGGGCUACCAGGCUAUGGCUAACCCUGAGACCUAGCGGAAGACUCUGCAGGUCUAUUUGAAUAGGUCUCAGGGUUACCAACUGCCGUAUAUAUGUAUUGUAUGUAAUUCAGCCACACAACAAGGAAAAGGGUCUAAAGGUAACCAGAGAUAUUCUUAACCAUUAACAAAAUGUAGACGCCCAAGUCAAUGCAGUAAUCUAAACGGACCAUUCUGUAUUUCUGUAUGUGUCCUUAAUGCCAGAGCACACUGUAAACAAAGCUGUCUUUACUGCUUUAGACAUUUUAUAAUGGGGCCUAAGAAACUGUACAAUAUCUACUACUUGUACUACUUUGUAGAGCAAAGUACUGGCCUUAGAUUGAUAUUACUUAUCCUUUUCAGAACCGUUGUCAUUGUUUGGGUAAAAUGUUCAUAAAAAAAACAAAAUACUGGAUAUGCUCUUACCUGCCUGUUUUGUAGUCCGUUAGUUACCAGCAAUUAAACUCAUAAGGGAUGAUGUGACUGAUUAAAUUCUGAUUAGCUGAGAAUUUCAUCAUCAUUCCAAGCCUUGAAUAUCUAUCCAUCACCAAUACAAGCCUGACUUUAUGUUGCAUUUUGGGUCUUUCUGGUAAAGGAUUUUAUGAAGAUUUACCAUUUGGAAAACUUUGGCUUUCCGUUUGUGGUGAUGGUUUGAUAGAUUUGCAAAAUGAAAGGAGAAAAUGAAUUUAUACAUUAUUUCAGGCUAUUCUAAAUGUUAUACAUAAUCUGAUAAUGACUAAAUACAUUUGAAUUAGCUACAUGAAUGGUUUGUAUUUUGUCACAAAAGAGAUUUGAAACUACAAAUCUAACUGCUGUUCUAAUUUGAAUUAACUUCAUUUUUUCAGAGAAAUUUCAAUGCCAGUGGAUACUGUUACAGCAAGAUCAAUAAAGUUCCUUAUGAUGAGGA
This is a messenger RNA of Oncorhynchus kisutch (coho salmon), 1932 nucleotides long. Its product is annotated as eukaryotic translation initiation factor 4E-binding protein 2-like. Gene Ontology annotation, biological process: negative regulation of translational initiation. Gene Ontology annotation, molecular function: eukaryotic initiation factor 4E binding. NCBI's taxonomy places the organism in Eukaryota, Metazoa, Chordata, Actinopteri, Salmoniformes, Salmonidae. The record is from RefSeq and is a predicted model, not a curated record. Gene Ontology annotation, cellular component: cytoplasm. The transcript is spliced from 3 exons. The coding region runs from base 222 to 578 and encodes 118 amino acids.